AUGCACGUCGAGGUGGAAGAUGAUCCGUUCCUCAGCAUCCCUGUCGCGCGGGGACAGCCGUCUAGUGUAAGUUCUAACUCUCGGUCUGGCUCUGGCUCUGGCUCCGGUUACGAGUAUGGCUCUGGCUCUGGCUCCGGUUACGAGUAUGGCUCUGGCGCUGGUUCUGGCCACGGGUAUGGUCCUGUCGCCUUGCGACAACAGGUGACCUUACCCAGUAUGCUCAGCAACGACGACGCUGAUGACGGGAUCCCGUACGACAUGCCCCGGCACAAAUCUAUCCGGAGCGGGAUCCUCGAGCGGCUGAGAUUCGGGACGGUGCGCCGCCCCGCGUCGCAGGAGACGGUUAGUAGCCCCGCGGCGUCCACCGUGCAACACCGCCCUAGGCACCGCCGCGCGGACUCGGACUUCAACGUCGACGAUGUGCAGGCCGCUGCCUCGAGCGCGAGCGAGCGUAUACUCGGGCAGAUGCGUAAAACGGUACGAUGCCGAGACAAGAGAUAUGUUGUCACGGGCGAAGAAGCUUUUCGGCGCAAUAGUGGCUAUAAAUUCACCGGGCUAGAGUGCCCCAUAUUUUCCCUCUGGCAUCGUUUUAUGAGGUUCUCCCUGAUAUUUGGCUUAUUGUGCGCAAUGUUGUCCCUCCCGAAAAGGCUUCCAAGGCUUCCCUAA
Sparassis crispa is the source of this 666-nucleotide messenger RNA. RefSeq lists its product as hypothetical. Bases 1 to 666 code for a protein of 221 amino acids. Lineage: Eukaryota; Fungi; Basidiomycota; Agaricomycetes; Polyporales; Sparassidaceae. The transcript has a single exon. The record is from RefSeq and is a predicted model, not a curated record.